This is a messenger RNA of Linum trigynum, 474 nucleotides long. Lineage: Eukaryota; Viridiplantae; Streptophyta; Magnoliopsida; Malpighiales; Linaceae. The record is from the annotation of a GenBank genome assembly.
CUGUUAAGAAGAGCAGCCUGUCUGCUCGCAACAAAAAACAACAAUAGGCAAGCUAUUGUUGAGGUCAAACAAUCAUGCUGCAGGAAAUGGCACAAAACGUUGGAGAUUUGGCAAGUCGUUCUAGUUCAAGGAGGUGUUGAUGGAGCCUAAGACGCCAAUGGAGAAGCAGGAUUCCGGGAAGCUGAAAGCUGAGAUCAAGAGAUGGGCUAAAGCUGUUGCAGCUUAUGCCCGGCAAGACAGUGGCCACCUUGGUAGCUCCUUGAGGAAGAGCAGCAGGAUUAGAAGCUCCUCCGGUUCUUCUUCUUCACCAUCACCAUCGUCAUUACCACCACCAUUCUCAACAUCGUCAUCAUAAAUAUCACCAAGAUUAUGAAAGAUCUCAUCAAUAGUCAUAAUGUUCAUGUCUUUUGUAACUAACAUUUGACCUGUACAGAUUCAAUUAGCUAGUCCAUUGAAGAAAAGAUCUUUUCUCUU